UGGUAUUGAAUGAGACUAGUCCUAGAAUUGUUCACCACGGCAAUGAAAAAUCCUGUGCUACAAGCAAUCUGGCAUCACUGUCCGCGACAUCAUAUGAACGACCAAUUAGUGGCAAUAAUGAUUGUUGUGGAGAUAGUUGUCCACUAAUCACUAGAGAUCGUACCGUGCAUGACAAGGUUAAUGAGAAUAAAAAAGAUCACACAUUUAUUGAAGAAAAGCUGGAUGAUGACAGAAUGCAAGAUAUGUUCGAGAAGAAGUUGAUACACGUAAAAGAACUCAAUGCAGAUGUUUCCCUACACCAUCCAAAGGAGUAUUUGGAGGCGUUGGAUAUAAUCAAUGUGAACAAGGAGUUAUUAGUAAAGAUUUUACAUGAUGCCGGCUCUCCUUUAGCUGCGCACUUCCAUAAUCAGCAAGCUUUCAUUGCUAAAAUGGGUUUAACUAAGUCAGAGUCAUUCCCUAUCAAGCUCAGGCACAAGCAUGAAUUCACAGGGUCUCCUUAAAAGAGGAAAGCAAGUCGAAAAACAGUAGCAAAACAAAGAAGUUAGCAGGGUCGUCUUCUUUGAAAUAUGCUGGUGAACGCUCAAUUCCAUCGAUCACUGAGCACAAUGCAGAUGGGAUUCUAAAGCUAAAUCAAACAAUUGCCGAUAGUUCUGCUUCUGGUUCUUCCGAAAAUUUGAGGAACCAAGGUGAGAAUCAAGUGGCAAUUAAACGGUUCAAGGAUCUGAGGCAAAAAAUAAAGCAUGUAAUCAAGGAGAGCAGACAAGAGAGACAUAUGAUUGCCAUGGAUGCCAUCCUUCACAAGGUUCCUCAUGGCCAAAAGCUUACUAAAGAAAUGGAGCAAGAGAUCAUUAACCAUUUGAAGGACCCUGCAAUGAACAGAGAAGGUAAAGACAGUCCAGCAAGCAGUUAUGAUAGCGAUCAUUCGGUUUCUACCAUCAAGAAAAAGCAACAGCACCACAUGAGAAGAGCGUCAUCACUCAAUGCAUCGCUAGAUAAGUACUGUGAGUUGUACGAGACUAGUUGCAACAGAGAAGCCAAAUGCCAAACAACAUCCGAGAGAUUGAAGUUGAGAAAUGAAAGGGUAGGCUCACCAUUACGUUCUGUUCCAAAAACGCUGGGGAGGAUUUUUUCGUUACCUGAAAUUAAAUCAUAUAAUUAUCAGAACGAGGAAUCUUCUGAUGUGUUUUCUUCUGGAGCUCCAAUUAGGGCUCUUGUGGAUGGAAAUGCAAGCAGAAGAAGUAGCUUUGAUGAACAAAACAGUGUACACCAUAGUCAUAGGUUCAGAAAAUCAUAUGCAGCUCGCUGCGCCUGUAGAAAGUGAGAUUAAAAAUUUCGCUGGCGGUGGUGAAUUCAAGGCAGUUUCCAGAGAUAAGAUGGCAUCAACAUCAGUUGUAAACAGUGAGAAAAGUGCUCCGGUGGAUUCAAUUGUUAACGAUAUUGAAAGCUUGAUAGAACCAUUUCCAAUCUCUUUGCCCGAGUUCAACGUUUCCCUCUCUGAAGGAGCAGAAAUUGAAGUAAAACCUCGAGAUGGAAUAGAAAGCUUGGCCAAGCUAGAGCAUGAUUCUCUUAUUGAUACACCUAAACCGGUUCACAUGGAUACGGAGAAGAUAGGAAGUCCAAUGAAGCACUUGAGGUACGAAAUGACUCAUGUCUGCGUUGAUGAAAGAGACAUGGCUGAAUUCAAUUAUGUGCGAGAUGUGUUGGAGCAAUCCGGAUUCAGUGGAAAUGAGUCCCUCGGGACAUGGCAUUUGGAUGAGCAGCCUGUUGAUCCUUUGAUGUAUGGAGACACUGAAGGCUGCUUGGUGCAUGAUCCUGAUUGUUCAGGAAACGAAGAAGGCGGGAAAUGUGAUCACUAUCUUUUGUUUGAUCUGAUCAAUGAGGUGCUGAUGGAGAUAUAUGGGAGAUCAUACAACUACUGUCCGAUGGCGUUGUCUUCCUUAUGUCACAUUCCUCUAAUGCCGGCAGGGCACCAUGUUUUGAAGGAAGUUUGGGCCCUUGUGAGUUGGAACUUGAGCUUGAUACCUGAGGUCGAUCAAUCACUGGAUUAUGCUCUGAGUCGAGACCUGGACAAGAACGACGGAUGGAUGAACCUCCAGUUUGAUUCGGAGUGCAUAGGGAUUGAGCUGGAGGACUUAAUUUUUGAUGAACUUUUAGAGGAAGUUCUCUGUGUUUGAGCUUGUGGAUGGAUCUGCCAACAGUUAUCCGAUAUGCUGCCGAAUUUUAAAAGAUGAUAUAUGUUCUAAACUACUGUCAACGUGCACGGAGGGGGGGAAUCCGAUCUUGGGUGUAGAUAAUUGAGUGCCUAGCCCUAGCUAAUUGGCCUAACCCACAUCUACAUCUAAUAUCGUACUAUGAACUUCACGAAGAACAUAGGGAAAAAUAUUAGGAAGAGAUAGAAUUCUUUUGAUAAUAUUCCCCAAAUACUUUAUGUGAAAUAUGAAAUUUGGUGUAUAUAUUUAAAAUUAGUGUUUUUGUGUCCCUCCGUUCUGAAUUUUGUGAGGAGAUUUGCUUGUAAUAGUAUACUUUCUACAAGAAUCAGACAGAAAAUAUUAUAUCAAUGGUGUUUGGCAUCUUCUAUCUA
Messenger RNA from Pyrus x bretschneideri (Chinese white pear), 2581 nucleotides. RefSeq lists its product as uncharacterized. Lineage: Eukaryota; Viridiplantae; Streptophyta; Magnoliopsida; Rosales; Rosaceae. The transcript is spliced from 2 exons. The record is from RefSeq and is a predicted model, not a curated record. Bases 1179 to 2174 code for a protein of 331 amino acids.